Messenger RNA from Solea senegalensis (Senegalese sole), 385 nucleotides. RefSeq names its product ATP synthase F1 subunit epsilon (gene atp5f1e). The record is from RefSeq and is a predicted model, not a curated record. Bases 55 to 213 code for a protein of 52 amino acids. The transcript has 3 exons. Gene Ontology annotation, cellular component: mitochondrial inner membrane. Lineage: Eukaryota; Metazoa; Chordata; Actinopteri; Pleuronectiformes; Soleidae. Gene Ontology annotation, molecular function: proton-transporting ATP synthase activity, rotational mechanism. Gene Ontology annotation, biological process: proton motive force-driven mitochondrial ATP synthesis.
AUGACGUCAUCACGCACGUAUCCGACCUGUCCUUGAAGGCAUAACACAGGCAAGAUGGUCGCUUACUGGAGACAGGCUGGCUUAAGCUACAUCCGCUUCUCUUCUAUCUGCGCCAGCGCGGUGCGCGCUGCGCUGAAGCCACAGCUGAGAGCCGAGGCGCAGAAGGCCGCAGAAUCCAAUGUCAAAGUCCUCAAACCCAAACCAGUUGCAUAGCGAUGUGAUGUAGAUAAUUUUCCUGCUGGUUCGAGGUCCUGUGAAUCUCCUGCACACCAUGAAGGAGGAAAAGGAAGAUGGACAAUAUCCAGAUGACUUGUUAGAAUGCGGACCAGAAUGAAAUUGCUGUUUUCCCUUUUAUUUGUUAAUAAAGAUGAAUAUCUGAAAUGCA